Molecule: messenger RNA, 801 nt
Organism: Cladophialophora bantiana CBS 173.52
Lineage: Eukaryota; Fungi; Ascomycota; Eurotiomycetes; Chaetothyriales; Herpotrichiellaceae
Exons: 1
Coding region: 1-801 (266 amino acids)
Source: RefSeq, a predicted model, not a curated record
AUGCCUUUCAGAUUCUCGGAACUCGCUAGAAGAGGUAAGUCCUUCGGCGGCGGAGGAGGGGUUGGAGGUGGAGGUGGCUUUAAAGCAGCUGAUAUCAAUGCACCUUCUCCUUCGAGGCCAGUAACUGCUGCCAGUUACGACUUCCGCCCUAAUGGACCUCCGCCGGCCCCUCCUGGCGCUAAAGUGCUAAAUCGAAACGACAGCCUCGCCUCAGCCAGCAUCUGCUACGACAACGGCACGGGCAGGCUGCAUGACAGCUUCGUGCAGCAGCAAGGUCUACCCCCGCACGUGCGCACGACAGAGCAACUGGCCGAGUUCAUCAGAAACCGCUCGCACAGCGACGCGUACAGGGACGAAGCCGGUGGAAAUCCCUUCUCUUCCGCCCCCCUUUCCCCCCUCCCCUGCUCGCGCGUGUGGUCGUCUUCGCACUAUUCCACGGACUCGUCUCCUGCUGGUGCCGGUGCUGCUUCGCCUUUCUAUCGCCAAGCCUCAGACGCGUAUGAGCGCCUCCGCCCGGCGACGGCGACGGCGUCGGUUUACAGCGGCACCGCCACGGCCACGACCAAGGGAGCUGCCCACCCCGUAGUUGUGGCGGGUAUUCGGCACAGGUAUGUCGCUCGACCAGCCGUCGUCCGGGUCCUGCCCGGCUCCACGCGUGCACAUGAGUAUCAGGGCUUCUGGUUAGCGCGCGGGACGAUGCGCAAGACCGAGGCCGAGACGAAAGGGUCCACGAAGUCGUGGAGAAGGAAGAAAGAAGGGAAGGACAAGCACGCACAGUCUAGCUCUUGGUUUGAUGACUGA